AUGACUUUAAUUUCUUCUCCAGUGAUCAUAGAUACCGAUCCCGGUAUCGAUGACGCGCUCGCUUUAUAUCUGGCUCUAGCGUCACCUCAAUUGGACAUUAAAGCUAUUACAGUUGUAUACGGUAAUUCAAGUAUUAAAGACACAACGAGGAAUCUCAUAACUUUAUUUGAUGUUAUUGAUAAGGAAAUCGAAUAUUUUAAAAAUGCAUCACCUCCCAACAAUGAUCUUCAUCCAGAAGAAUGGGAAAGGGAAAGACGCAUUCUUUUAAAUAGAUUCGAAUGGUCAAAGCCCGUGGUUGCAAUAGGGGCGGAUAAACCCAUGAAAGCUACGGAGCAUCUUGCGGUAGAUUUUCAUGGCUUAGAUGGAUUUGGUCAAAUACAUACAACGCAUCCCCAUUACACACCAAAGGAUUUAAAGAAUUUAAAAUCCAAUAGAUACGUAAUGUCAUCUCAAGAUGCGAUCGAUGAAAUCUUAACCCAAUUAAAGAACGCACCUCCAUUCACGAUUACGAUCAUCGCUUUGGGACCUUUGACGAACCUUGCGUUAGCCUAUAAAAAGGAUAAACGUACAUUCUCUCGGGUUAAACAAAUUAUUUGUUUAGGGGGUGCAAUUAAUUCUCACGGUAACACGACUCCUUGCGCGGAGUUUAACUUUUACGCGGAUCCCCAUGCCGCAAAUAUUAUAUCUGAAGCUACCAAAGGUUUUUCUCCAUUGAUUACUGUUCAAAAUAAAAUUGAAAGGUUGCGUCGAAGGGAUCUUGUGCCAUUACAUUUUACCGUGUUACCCAUAAAUGUAUCAUGUUCAUUUCUGUUAUCAAGCAAGGAUUUUACAAAUUAUGUUACAUCUUUAAAUACACCUCUUAGCAUAUUUAUGACCGCAUUUAUGGACUACGCGUUUAACAAGAUGAGAAAUUAUUAUGGAGUUUAUAGUUUAGAAAUGCAUGAUCCGGUCGCGGUCGCAUUUGCGAUCGACAUCCUAUCAAAUAAAUCUCUGGCAUACACCUCGGAAUAUGUUGACAUGAAGAUUGAAACUCAAGGGAUUUAUACGAGAGGAAUGACCAUAGUUGAUAGUAGACCGAAACCUCCUUCAUUAGAUUUAAAUAAGAGCAAAACUUUGGAAAGGGAUUUUGGAAUUUGGAGUCACCUUUAUGCAACAAAUGUUGAAGUUAUAACUUCUUACGAUUAUAAGCUUUUCAUUGGUGAUUUUUUAAAGAGAGUUUUUAAUGUCGAUCUCUUUGAAUAUUAA
Molecule: messenger RNA, 1245 nt
Organism: Funneliformis geosporum
Lineage: Eukaryota; Fungi; Glomeromycota; Glomeromycetes; Glomerales; Glomeraceae
Source: the annotation of a GenBank genome assembly